CACAUACAUCGCCAAGUUACGAUAAAACCCUACUAAAACCCUCCAUCUGUUAAGUUCCAUCGUUGGAAAUCAGCCGUUACACUUUCCCUAACUCAGUACUCGGGAACCAUUGGUCAGUAUAAAGCAAAAACUUCCAAUUUCAAUCAUCUAUUCAUAGAAGAUCAAAUGGAGCUAGUAAUCGCAUCAUCAUCGAUUGACGACGCAGGCAUAGGCUGUUGGGAUUUGCAAUCAGGUGCUGAGCAGCUCCGUUACAACUCAUGUGCCUCACCUCUACAUGGACUCGCUUGUAUCGGAGGCCGUUUCCUCGCCUCCUCGCAGCUCCGUCAGCCCUCAUCUUCUUCAGGCUCCGUCCACUACUGGUCAUGGUCCAAGCCUCAGGCAGAGGUGAAGAGCUUUCCAGCUGAGCCUAUUAAGCCGAUUGCGGCUAAUAGUGAAGGCACAUACAUCGUUGGUGGAGGUCAAUCUGGAGAUAUAUAUCUAUGGGAGGUUAUGAGUGGUAGGUUAUUAAAGAAGUGGCAUGCACAUUACAGGGCGGUUACAUGCUUGGUUUUCUCAGAGGAUGAGUCCCUUCUGAUUUCUGGGUCUGAGGAUGGAUGUGUUAGAGUUUGGUCUCUUUUAAUGAUAUUUGAUGAUUAUGAAAGUCAACAGGCAAGCCAUCUCUAUCUGCAUAGUUUUAGCGAGCACACUUUGCGUGUUACUGAUGUUGUUUCUGGUUCUGGGGGAUGCAAUGCAAUUAUAGUGUCAGCUUCUGAGGACCGAACGUGCAAGGUCUGGAGCUUAUCUACAGGAAGAUUAUUGAGAAGUAUUGUAUUCCCCUCGAUAAUUGAUGCAAUUAGAUUGGACCCUGCUGAACAUGUCUUUUAUGCUGGCAGUAGAGAUGGCAGUAUUUAUAUUGCUGCACUUAAUGCUGAAAGUUCCUCUAGCAGCAGUUAUGGGAUGCAUAUCAUUAGUUCAUUGUCUGACCGCAGUAAGGCUGUGACUUGUUUGGCAUACAGUACAGAAGGAAAUUUGUUGCUUUCUGGUUCAGAGGACGGCAUGGUUCGAGUUUGGGAUCCAAGGACCCGUAACAUUGUUCGCAUGUUCAAACAUGCAAAAGGUCCCGUGAACAAUAUUCUUGUUGUUAGACGACCUCUCUAUCUUAGUUUGGGAACAUUCUCAAGCGCAAAUGCUUCGUUAAGAAAGCAUGGGUCACUAUUACCGCCUCCGUUGGAUAAAUAUAUCAAUCUGACUGAUGAAGGCUUGAACAAUAAGACUGUCAUCUGUCUCCCCACUGCUUGCGAUAUUCCUCGAGAUGCUUUGUACCACAGUUCUCAAAUAAUUGAUAAGCAUAUUGAGGAAUUCCAGAGACAAGGUUCUUCUGCUGCAGCAGAAAUGGAGGUGGAGAGGCUAAAGCAUGAAUGUGGAAGGUCCAUGCAAAUGGUCCAGCAGUGGAAGAAAAUGUAUGACAACUUGCAUGAAUUCUGCAUUAAUGAACUUUUGGAUGUAGAUCAAGUGGGAGGCACCAAAUGAAAUAUAGCCAUAUGCACAGUUCUCUUUGCACAACAGCUUAUAUAGUAUGAUGAACUUUCACACACUUGAACCUUUGCCAGCCAUUUCCCCCUUGCAAUUCCCAUUAUAAUCAUGUCUUGUCAUAGAAUUGCUCAAGCUAUUGGCCAAACAGAACAGAUUUUAUCUGGUUAUAGGUUUUAAAGUGAUGACCAACCAUAGUCCCUUCAGAACGAAGAACUAAAAUGAUUAAUGUACUUUGUUUUAGGAGCUAGGAUUAAGAUAUGGUAUCUGACCUUUCUAAUUUGUUGCAUGGAAUUGUUCAAUUGAUAUGAAAAAUUUUUAAAAUGGCACAAAUGUUAUUUAAA
Mangifera indica (mango) is the source of this 1853-nucleotide messenger RNA. RefSeq names its product protein ROOT INITIATION DEFECTIVE 3. Gene Ontology annotation, cellular component: nuclear pre-replicative complex. Lineage: Eukaryota; Viridiplantae; Streptophyta; Magnoliopsida; Sapindales; Anacardiaceae. Gene Ontology annotation, biological process: rRNA processing; DNA-templated DNA replication. The record is from RefSeq and is a predicted model, not a curated record. The transcript has 8 exons. Gene Ontology annotation, molecular function: protein binding. Bases 166 to 1509 code for a protein of 447 amino acids.